Molecule: messenger RNA, 4633 nt
Organism: Mauremys mutica (yellowpond turtle)
Lineage: Eukaryota; Metazoa; Chordata; Testudines; Geoemydidae
Gene: GAK
Product: cyclin G associated kinase
Exons: 28
Coding region: 70-4074 (1334 amino acids)
Biological process (GO): regulation of clathrin-dependent endocytosis; clathrin-dependent endocytosis; positive regulation of Notch signaling pathway
Cellular component (GO): intracellular membrane-bounded organelle; vesicle; cytoplasm
Molecular function (GO): protein serine/threonine kinase activity; clathrin binding; ATP binding
Source: RefSeq, a predicted model, not a curated record
GUACGGUGGCCGGCGGGGCAGGGCCAGGUGUUGUCGUUUCGCGGUAGCCGGAGCCGGCCCGGCGGGACCAUGUCGCUGCUGCAGUCGGCCUGGGACUUCCUGGCGGGGCCCGGCUCCCUGGGAGCCGCCAGCCGCGACCACAACGACUUCGUGGGGCAGACGGUGGAGCUGGGGGACAUGAAGCUGCGGAUCAAGCGGGUCAUCGCCGAAGGUGGGUUUGCUUUUGUAUAUGAAGCUCAAGAUCUUGGAAGUGGCAAAGAUUACGCUUUAAAGAGGUUAUUGUCUAAUGAAGAGGAGAAGAACAGAGCUAUCAUUCAAGAAGUUUGUUUUAUGAAAAAGCUUUCAGGUCAUCCUAAUAUUGUCCAGUUCUGCUCUGCUGCAUCAAUAGGAAAAGAAGAAUCGGAUACUGGGCAGGGCGAGUUUCUUCUGCUCACUGAGCUUUGUAAAGGGCAACUGGUGGAAUUCUUAAAGAAAGUUGAAUCCAAAGGGCCCCUCUCGUGUGAUACAGUUUUGAAGAUAUUUUAUCAGACCUGCAGAGCAGUGCAACAUAUGCAUAAACAGAAACCACCUAUUAUUCAUAGAGAUUUAAAGGUGGAGAACAUGCUGAUUAGUAACCAAGGGACAAUUAAGCUGUGUGACUUUGGCAGUGCUACAACUAUUGCACAUUAUCCUGAUUACAGCUGGUCUGCGCAAAAGAGAGCAAUAGUUGAAGAGGAGAUUACAAGAAACACAACACCAAUGUAUAGGACUCCAGAAAUGAUAGACUUGUAUUCAAACUUUCCAAUCGGUGAAAAACAGGAUAUAUGGGCCUUGGGCUGUAUCCUAUAUUUAUUGUGCUUUAGGCAACAUCCAUUUGAAGAUGGGGCUAAGCUUCGCAUAGUCAAUGGGAAAUACUCUAUUCCUCAGAAUGACACUCGAUAUACUGUAUUCCAUGAUCUCAUUCGUUCCACUUUGAAGGUGAACCCAGAGGAGAGGUUGUCAAUCACUGAACUGGUGAAUCAGCUGCAGGAGAUUGCGGCUGCCAGGAACGUGAAUCCUAAAUCUCCUAUCACAGAGCUCCUGGAACAAAAUGGAGGCUAUGGAAACAAUGCUGUGCCUAGAAUGUCUACAAGUUUGCUGCCACAGGGCUCCAAGCCUGCAGGACAGCUCAACAAUAUGUACAAUGCAGGCCUGACAGUUGCAGAACUUGACCAGUCUUACGGAGGGUUCUUUGAUAUUCUCAAAGGUGGAACAGAACGAUUUUUCACAAACAUCAAGGAUACUUCUUCUAAAGUUAUCCAGUCUGUGGCCAAUUAUGCAAAGGGAGAUUUGGAUAUAUCGUAUAUCACUUCCAGAAUUGCUGUGAUGUCCUUUCCAGCAGAAGGUGUAGAAUCUGCCAUCAAAAAUAACAUAGAAGAUGUGCGGCUAUUUUUAGACUCUAAACACCCUGGAGACUAUGCUGUUUACAAUCUAUCUCCAAGAACAUACAGGUCUUCAAGAUUUCAUAAUAGGGUUUCUGAAUGUGGUUGGCCAGCAAGACGUGCACCAAAUCUUCAAAACCUUUACAGCAUUUGCAAGAACAUGCAUUUAUGGCUAAAGCAAGAUCACAAAAAAGUUUGCAUUGUACACUGCCUUGAUGGAAGAGCAGCAUCUGCUGUUGUAGUUUGCUCUUUUUUAUGUUUUUGCCGUCUCUUCACUACUGCGGAGGCUGCGGUUUAUAUGUUCAGUAUGAAACGCUGUCCGCCUGGCAUUUGGCCUUCUCAUAAAAGGUAUAUAGAGUACAUGUGUGACAUGAUGGCAGAAGAACCCAUUAUUCCUCACAGCAAGCCAAUCCUUAUCAAAUCAAUUAUCAUGACACCAGUUCCUCUGUUCAGCAAGCUGCGAAAUGGCUGUAGGCCUUUUUGUGAAGUUUAUGUUGGGGAUGAAAGAGUGACCACUACCUCACAGGAAUAUGACAAAAUGAAGGACUUCAAAACUGAGGAUGGCAAAGCCGUAAUCCCAUUGGGUAUAACAGUCCAAGGGGAUGUUCUCAUUGUGAUCUAUCAUGCCAGGUCGACAUUAGGAGGCAGACUCCAAGCCAAGAUGGCUUCAAUGAAGAUGUUCCAGAUUCAGUUCCACACAGGUUUUGUGCCCCGGAAUGCCACCACAGUGAAAUUUGCUAAGUAUGAUCUGGAUGCUUGUGACAUUCAAGAGAAAUAUCCUGACUUAUUUCAAGUGAAUCUGGAAGUGGAGGUGGAGCCCAGAGACAGACCCUGUAGUGAACGAGCGCCAUGGGAUAACUUGAACAUAAAGGGACUGAAUCCCAAGAUCCUUUUCUCCAGUCGGGAGGAACAACAAGAGAUUUUAUCGAAAUUUGGUAAACCUGAGCUGCCUAGACAGCCAGGUUCAACAGCACAGUAUGAAGCAGAAGAGUCCAAAUCUGAACAGUCUCCCGAAAGCGCAGCUACAGAGCCGGACUCUCCACAGAGCAACAGCACUGAUGCAAAUAACUUCUUCCAUACUCUGGAUUGGGAAGAAGGGAAAGAUCCAGAGACUGGAGCAGAGGACCGCUUGUCCAAAGAUAAUCAUCCUGGACUGAUUGAUGACAGGGAUGAAAGUGACCCAUCAGAUGAAGAAUUUGCUGCAUUUCCUAGUGAAGGAAGAACAGAAAUAGUUGAAGAAAAAGAAAAACCCAGUCCUCCAGAAGAAGAUGCAGAUAUAUUUUUUGAAGCUAAUUUUGAAACUCCAUCUGCCCAACCACAAGAACCUCAAUUGGAAGACCACGUAGAUUUAUUGGGACUAGACUCCGAUGUUCCAUCAGAGCAGACUCAAACUGCCUCAGAGAUGAAGAGCUCAUCUAGUAACGCAGACUUACUGAACAAUUUGUUUGUGGGUAGCACGUCGCAGGUUUCAGAAGAGUCUACUGGGGACCUUCUAGGAGAAGGGGCAGACUUCUUUUUCAGCAGUCAACCUCAGCCUUCAGCUAGUAACCAGAGUACAUCUCCACCCACAACAUUGUCUUCUGCUGCUGAUCCGUUUGACCCAUUCACAAUGUCAUCAGGAUCCGAGAAGCCGACUCUGUCUGGUCCUGAUCUCUUUGGAGACUUUCUUAAUCCAAAUGCAACAUCUACAUCUAGUAUAUUUCCUUCCGCACACAGCGCACCACCUCCUUCUUCCAGCUCAGACUUCUUACAUUUAGGAAAUUUGGCGCCAGACCUUCCUAAAAUGACUUCCUCCGCAAGCCACCCAGAUCUUUUAAGCGGAUGGGAUUCUUGGGCAGAUUCCCCAGCUACAACCAAACUAGCAUCACAACAGCCGAAGAAGCCUGCACUUGAAGGCCAAGCCCUUACUACAGGAAGCCAGACAAGUGUGCCUUCAGGUUUGUCUUUCAGCCAAGCAAAAUCUCAGAACUUCGACCCCUUUGCUGACCUUGCUAACCUUAAAUCUGGUCUUCCAGGUCCUUCUGGUGGUGGAUUCCCAGCUGGUGGGUUUGGUCAGAAGUCAGCUACAUCCCAGAAAGGAGGGAAUCAGUGGCAGACAAAGAAACCACAAAAUACAGGUACUUCGUGGCAGUCCCACACUCAACCACAGCAAGCUAAAUCCAGCACACAGAGUAAACCCAACUAUACCGUGAACUUCAGUGUUAUUGGAGGCCGAGAAGAGAGAGGUAUCCGAGCUCCAGGCUUUGGACAAAAGCCAAAAGUUUCAGAAAAUGAUUUUGAGGAUCUAUUAUCUAAUCAAGGAUUUUCAGCUAAAUCUGACAAAAAAGGAACCAAGACAAUUGCCGAGAUGAGAAAGCAAGAAAUGUCUAAAGACAUGGACCCCUUAAAAUUAAAGAUUCUAGAUUGGAUUGAAGGAAAAGAGAGAAAUAUAAGAGCAUUAAUAUCCACUCUUCACACUGUGCUCUGGGAAGGGGAGAACAAGUGGAAGCCAGUUGGCAUGGCCGACCUCGUUACCCCUGAACAAGUGAAGAAGUACUAUAGGAAGGCAGUACUUGUGGUUCAUCCAGAUAAGGCCACAGGACAGCCUUAUGAACAGUAUGCCAAAAUGAUCUUCAUGGAGUUGAGUGAUGCAUGGUCAGAGUUUGAAAACCAAGGAUCAAAAUCCCUUUUCUAAAACUUCAUCUGUACGGGAUUUUCAAAAUGUAUGUGCAGCAAAAUGGAGUGGAGUAUUGUUAGUCUGAAUUUCUUAUCUCUAGGAUUUAGGAAAGAUUUUUGCAUGAUUUCAGCAGUUUGAAAUCAUACACUCAGAAGUGGGUGAUACAUUUUGUGAGAUGCAGAAUCCAGAACAUACACAGAUGCACUCAGAAAACAACUGCUCAAUGCUUCAGAAUCUUAGCCUGAGAACAGAUCUUUCCAUUCAGGUUAAAUAUGGUGAAAUAUAAAUAACUUUAAUGAUGUCCGCUGAUUUCUGGCAUAAUGGUAUCAAAAGCGUAAGCCAUUCCGAAUCCACUGAUUUUUGGUUUUUCUUUAAAAGAAACACACAACCUCAAUUUGUACUCUAUAUUUUCAGUAGUUAUUUGAUUUGAUUCUGAGGUUUGGUGCCGUCGCCUUAUUCUAAGUGCUUUAGUUAUAUUAUCAGCAUAUCUUUUUGUUGAAUCUAUAAGAGGUGUACAUUUUCAUCUGUAUCUUGUGUAAUCAUUCUGAUGAUCAUUCUGUAAAUAAUUAAAAUAUUU